AUGCCAGCCCAAGCUCCGCGGAAAAGAAAUCCCACCGUGGACUCGCUACACAAGCUGAAGAGCUUACACCGACGUUCUUCGUUAGAUGUUUCACACUCGGAACUGGUGAGCUUGUAAUCUUGGUUUAGCGUUAAGUUUUAAGCCGUAAAAAGCUCAAAAGCAACUUUAAUAUUUUUAUUGUUUGUAUGGCCAAUUAUAAUAUUUUUUGAAGGUUCAAGAAGAAUGUAAAGUGUUCGAACUGAGUGAUGAAACUCUGAGAACCCUUAUGGACUUGAUGGACCAGAGUUUUGAUGAGGGACUUCACCCAGACACAGGUAUUUACUCUUGAUUAUGUUAUUGUCAAUUUAGCUGCUACUGCUGCCGUGAAAAUGUUACCUUCGUUUGUGAGAGCUGUUCCAAAUGGCACAGAAUCCGGUGAUUUCUUGGCUUUGGAUUUGGGAGGUACCAACUUCAGAGUUUUGUUGAUUAGACUGGAGGGAAACACGUCUCAAAUGACCAGUAAGAUCUUCCGUGUCCCAGAUCAUAUUAUGAAGGGCACAGGAGAAGGUGUAAGUUGCUUUACUGCAUGAUGCAAUACUUUUUUACUUUUAUUGUGUGUGAAGGUUUAAAAUGUUUUUUAGUUUUAGGAUUUAAAGAUACUUUUUACAAAGCUUGGUUAAUGUAGGGGUGAGAAAAGGGCCGGGCCCACUUUUCAGGCCCGGCCCGUUUUAAAAAAUUUUAAAACUUAAAAAAUAAACGGAAAUUUGGCUUUGCAUUGUUUUUUCAGAUCAUUUAUGGAUCAUAGUACCCAAUAAAAUCAAAAAACAUCAACGGGGAUUAAAAUAAAAAACAUUUUUUCGGGCCCGGGCCCAUUUUUUAAGCCCGGCUUGUUUCAAUUUUAGCUCAAGGCCGGCCCGAUCGUAGGGCCCGGCCGGGCCGGGCCUAGACGGCCCGUUUCUCACUCCUAUUUAAUGAUGGUUUGUAACAUAAUGUCAACUUAUUGAUUUAUUUUAUUACAGUUGUUUGAUCACAUUGCUGACUGUUUGGCUCGAUUUAUGGAAGAACACAACUUGAAAGAUGCUGUUAAACUGCCUCUGGGCUUUACCUUUUCCUUUCCUUGUAGUCAAGAAGGUCUGACUUGCGCCAAAUUGGUUACCUGGACCAAAGGUUUUAAGGCUUCUGGAGUUAUUGGUCAAGAUGUUGUUCAAAUGCUGAGGGAAGCUUGCAUUCGUCGUGGGGUACGUUUGAUAAUUUAGGUAUUAGUUAAUGAUGUAAUUAUUGCAGUUCACUUUAAUUUAAUUAGUAAUGUAAUAAUUAGAUGUGAACAUACCUUUGACAUUUUAUAAUUAUAUCUGAUAUAUGAUAAUUUUAUUAUUCAGGACAUAGACAUUGACGUGGUAGCUGUUUUGAAUGACACUACAGGUACUAUGAUGGCUUGUGCUUUCAAGGAGAACACUUGUAAUGUCGGAGUUAUCUGUGGAACAGGUUCGAAUGCUUGUUACAUGGAGAAGAUCUCUAAAAUCAAGAAGUUGAAUGGCGCCAUUAACCCUGAAGCUGAUGGUCUUCCAGAUGAGGUUAGUUUGUGUUUGAUUGUAUUGUUUUAUGAUUUAAUUUAUAAAUAAGGAUUAGUUAAUUAUGUAAAUAUAAAAAUGAGUUGUUUGCUCUAUAUAAUAAUAUAAAGUUGGUUGUACUUUAAUCAUGGCUAACUUUGUUUGUUCAGAUGUGUGUCAACACAGAAUGGGGUGGAUUCGGCGACGAUGGAAAGAUGGAUUUCAUUCGUACAAAGUACGAUAAGUGCCUGGAUGAUAAGACCAUCAACCCAGGCAAGCAACUGUACGAGAAGAUGAUCUCGGGAAUGUACCUUGGAGAACUGGUGCGAGAAGUCUUGGAGAGUUUGGCCAAGGAAGGACAUCUCUUUAAUGGAGACUCCGAUGCCAUUGCCGUCAAAGGCUCCUUCCCCACUAAGUACGUAUCUGAAGUGGAGGCAGAAACCCAGUCAGACGAGGAAUGUCAGUUUGUCAAGACACAGAACAUUCUCGAGGAAAUCGGGAUCGCCAACGUGACACCAACAGACUGUGCCAAUGUGGCGUACGUGUGCUCAGUAGUAUCCUCCAGAGCUGCUCACAUCUGUGCUGUUGGUAUUGCCACUAUCUUGAGAAGAAUGAAGAAGUCGUAUGUUACAGUAGGCGUGGACGGUUCCGUCUACCGUUUCCACCCGACUUUCCCUGACCUUUUGGACAAGAAAAUCGAGGAGAUUCUGAAUGAUGACACUCUAGACGUAAGUUGACGAAUUUUUUACUCUAAAUCUCAUUCAGUACCAGCUCAUGUUGUCUGAGGACGGAAGCGGUCGUGGAGCCGCGUUGGUGGCCGCUGUCGCUACCAGAAUGGCUCUAGAAGCUGCCAAGAGAACUAACUAG
Molecule: messenger RNA, 2396 nt
Organism: Bursaphelenchus okinawaensis
Lineage: Eukaryota; Metazoa; Nematoda; Chromadorea; Rhabditida; Aphelenchoididae
Source: the annotation of a GenBank genome assembly